AUGGCCGAGUCUCUAAGCCAGUCCUCGAGCCCGGUACAGUCGAUUCGUCGCUCGUUUACUCUCCCCACAAAGUUAAAUCCGCAGGCGCAACGCGGUUCGGCUGCGCCCAAUCUGUCGGGAAACGUCAUUUACUAUCAUCCCUCAGCAAAGAUUGUUCAUUUCGCUCCCAGGGCACUCGUCCCGAUUCCGUCGAGCUCCGUACCCUCCGAUUUCGACUACCCCGUUGAUACCAUAGAGACGCUCCCCUGGCGCUCCGCCACCGAACGAACCGUCGCAACCGCACCACUGAGGCUGGAGAGGGGAUUAACUGUAUUUCUGAAGUGUGGAAAUGUCGUUCAUGCAAUCUUGAAAAACUCCCAGUGCUGGUGUGUGGACGGGGUGUCCAAGUUUGUUUUGCGCAUACGCCCUCUCACCUAUUAUCGGAUCGAGAUCCCACAUGAAACUGCAGAGGAUAAGGCUUUAGUGGAGGAUCUAAAGGCUGCGCUGCCGACUGUGCUCCGAUAUGAAGUUACGCCGUGUCCUUUUAAGCGGGCAUUUACUAUCGAGUUGCCUGAGGAUGCCAUGGCACCGCGGCGCAAGAAGGCAUGGAAACCCAAGGAACGGAAGGAUAGCCUCCGUCACAUCCCGGAAAGCAACCAACUCUUCCCCUUUGAUGCCAAGUCCGAUUGGCUCGAUUCCGCUAGUACUGGGGAGGACACCGAUGGAGCUGCCACAGAUGAGAGUGGGUUGAUUCCCCAGGAAACGAACAGCACAACAUCCGAGGCUGUGCCAGCCGUUGAACAAGCACCAUCUCCCGUCAAUAGCUUCGAGCUACCUUCUCACCCGUCACCGAUUAGGCGCUCCGUUACAGAGUCGCCGCAAACCUUCACCAGCCUGCUGGCGAAAUUUGAUGGCACCCCUGUUCCCGCGGAAGCUCCUACUUCAGAAAGAUUAGUUAAAGAAGAAGAAGAAGAGGUGGAGGAAGAGGAAGAAGAAGAUGAUGAAGAUGAAGCCCCGGCUGUUGACGAACCUAUGACCGCAAAGUAUGGUCCGGUGGUUCAGGAAGACGAGCAUCCGGAGAAAACUUCUGACCCGAUCGAAACUGUUGAUCUCCAAGAUUCCUCAACGCCAGAGAAACCAAAUGACGAAGAUACUUCGCCUUCCGUGGAAUCGUCGAAAUUGGCAGCAGUUGUGCAAGACGAAUCUCUAGAUGCACAGGAACCGCGGGGCCAGGCAGAGUCCCCGAUACCUCCAAAGCCUCUGCUUCUAGAAGAUGCUCCCAGCACGGUUCCGCCAGAAGCAUCCCAGAGUCCCCAUGAGAUCUCUCACUCGAAACGAAAAGAAGCAGAACCCAGUUUUGAAGACCCUCUGGGUUCUCAAAGAGUUCCCACCCCGCUGGAAAUAGUGGAAAUGCCAAUCUCAUCAGAAAAUGUAGCCCUGGAAGAGAUCUCAAUGCCAAAAGAUCCACAGGUUCCGGAAGAUUCCCAGCUUCCAGACGAAGAGUCCGAGUCUAAACCGGAACCUGACAUUGAUAAUAACAUUUCUUUUGCGUCUACGCCGGAAUCAUUCCAUUCUGCGACGGGCACGCACUCUGCUCAUGCAGCCCCAACGGAGAUUUACGAUCCUGCUGUCAAAGCGGGAACCUCAGUCGCUGCCUCUGUGGCUGAACUCUCUGCAAAGCAGACGUCUGAAUCUGCACCGUCCAGGAACACCCUGCCGGGAGUUGAUGCUACUUGCAUCAACCACUCACCCACAAAGAUCGAAGACGAUCUACCUGAGGCGGCACUAAAGAUGCCAAAGUACAUAGUUCGAGAGGAUCCGCCAAAGAAGCCUUCGUUGAGCAUAUCUUCGAACAGAGAUUGCCCGGUUGCAAGUCCUACAUCACCUACCACGGAUUUUCAACAUAUGAGCACUGAAUUUCGCCGCCGAGCGCAAGCAACCAGGCGGAGUGAUGUCUCUCCUAUACCCUCAUCCUCUGCGUUAUGCCAGCCGGCAUCGAACGAGCACACUUCUUCCCUCCUUUCCAAGGCACUAUUCCUCGUGUUGGUACCUCCGAUCCAACUUUUCAUUAUUUUGCUCCACGUUGCUGCUCGCAUUGUCAUCAGCCCUGCCCUUAAUUCUACCCUGGGCGAGUUCAGCUCAAACUCGCGUUCACCCAAGGAGCCCGUGACUGAAGAUGACUUCAGCUUCCCCUUAGAACGCGAACCCUCGUCCGAAUAUGAGGACGCUGAAAUGUCCAAGAAGUUAGAUCCCUGGGAUCUCGACUAA
Penicillium canariense is the source of this 2247-nucleotide messenger RNA. RefSeq lists its product as uncharacterized. Gene Ontology annotation, biological process: peroxisome inheritance. The record is from RefSeq and is a predicted model, not a curated record. Bases 1 to 2247 code for a protein of 748 amino acids. Gene Ontology annotation, cellular component: extrinsic component of intraperoxisomal membrane. Lineage: Eukaryota; Fungi; Ascomycota; Eurotiomycetes; Eurotiales; Aspergillaceae. The transcript has a single exon.